Messenger RNA from Paramormyrops kingsleyae, 2944 nucleotides. Lineage: Eukaryota; Metazoa; Chordata; Actinopteri; Osteoglossiformes; Mormyridae. The record is from RefSeq and is a predicted model, not a curated record.
GUAUUUGUCAAAGGUUGUUCUGUCUAAUCCUGACACAGUCUGUCUAUAAUUGCACAUACCUGCAGGUUUCACCUGAAACCACAUGAUCACAAACAUGUUUCUAAACAGACACAGAAAUUCAUUCUCAGUAUAACUGCCCUUAAAACUUUCUACCUAAUUUCUAUCUACUGUACAAAAUCAGAGUAGGAUUAUAGCUUUUUACAGAAAAACAAGGUCAGUAACAGUUAUUCUCAUGAAAGCUAUAUAAAUAUCUGUUGUGUGUAUAGUUUGCAUACUGUACUGUUUUAGUUAUAAACUCCCGCUCCAGUGUUUGCUCAGUCUGCUCUUCUCAGUCUGGCCUCAGUCCAAAACCACACCUACUGCAGCCUGAGAAGCAGGAAGUUCCUCCCACUUUCACACACAGACGACUGUGAGAGAAAACGAAACUGAAUCCUAUCAGUGUUCGUGGUAAAAUGGCAGAAGCCAGUUCCGCACUGGAUCAGAACCAGUUCAGCUGCCCAGUCUGUCUGGAUCUACUGAAGGAUCCAGUGACUAUCAACUGUGGACACAGUUACUGUAUGAGCUGCAUUAAGAGCUGCUGGGAUCGGGAGGAUCAUGCUGGAGUUUACAGCUGCCCCCAGUGCAGACAGACCUUCACACCCAGACCUGUUCUGGGCAGAAACACCAUAUUGGCUGAAGUGGUGGAGAAACUGAAGGAGACUGGAAUACAAGCAGCUACUCCUGCUGACCAUUAUGCUAGACCUGGAGAUGUGGAGUGUGACAUCUGUACUGGGAGAAAACACAAAGCUGUCAAGUCCUGCCUGGUGUGUCUGGCCUCCUACUGUGAAACUGACCUGCAGCUUCACAAUAAACUCCAUCAUGCAAAACAACACAAGCUCAUUGAUGCCACCAGUCAUCUGAAGGACAAGGUCUGUUCCCGCCACGACAAACCCCUGGAGGUCUACUGCCGUACCGACCAGCAGUGCAUCUGUCUGCUGUGUGUGAUGGAUGAACACAGAGGCCAUGAUACAGUCUCAGCUGCUACAGGAAGGGCGGAGAUACAGAAACAAAUGGGUGAAACUCAGAGGGAAUUUCAGCAGAGAAUUCAGAUGAGAGAGAAGGAGCUGCAGGAGCUGAGAGAGGCUGUGGGCUCAUUCACAAGCUCAGCACAGUCAGCAGUGGAGGACAGCGAGAGGAUCUUCACUGAGAUGAUCCGCUCCAUUGAGAGAAGACGCUCUGAGGUGACAAAGCUGAUCAGAGAUCAGGAGAAGGCUGCAGUGAGUCAGGCUGAAGGAGACAUGAAGAGACUGAAGCAGGAGAUCGAUGAACUGAAGAGGAGACACUCUGAGCUGGAGCAGCUUUCACACACAGAGGAUCACAUCCAUUUCCUCCAGAGGCGCCAGGCUCUUCCUGUCACCCCUGAAGUUGGAUUUGGACCCAGAAUCUCUGUCAGUCCAAGAUCUGAUUUUGGGAAUUUGAGGAAGGUGGUUUCUGAACUGAAAGAUCAACUGGAGAAUGUUUGCAGAAUGAAAAUGGCAGAGAUCCAUCACCCAGUUACCAAAGACACCGUCCUACCGGUAUCAGUGCCCAGGACCAGAGCAGAAUUCUUUCAAUACUCCUGCCAGCUGACGCUGGACCCCAACACAGCAUACAGAGACCUGUCUCUGUCAGAGGGGAACAGGAAGGUGACACGGGGGGCAGAGCAGCCAUAUCCUGAUCAUCCAGAGAGAUUUGACUGCUGCACCCAAGUUCUGUGCAGAGAGAGUCUGACUGGUCGCUGUUACUGGGAGGCUGAGUGGAGUGGAAAUGGAGCCCGGAUAGGAGUGACUUAUAAAGGAAUCAGGAGGAAAGGACGGAGUUAUGACUGUGGGUUUGGAGCCACUGACAAGUCAUGGAGUCUGCGCUGCUCUCCUCACAGUUACUCUGUCUGGCACAAUAAUAAACAGACUCUCAUACCCAUAGAGCCCUCAGGCUCCCGCAGAGUAGGAGUGUAUCUGGACUGGGGGGCUGGUACUCUGUCCUUCUACAGAGUCUCCUCUGAUGGACUGACCCUCCUGUACAGCUUCACCUCCUCAUUCACUGAGCCCCUUUAUCCAGGAUUUUGGGUUUUUAAGGACUCCUCUGUGUCCCUGUGCAUGCUGGGAUAGCUAACUGUGUGCUGGAGGAAUCAUUUUUACCUUAUCAGAGUGUCACAUGUCGCUGCUUUUAAAAUCUCUGCUUUUUACCAGUAUAACCCUUUUUACUCUGUCUGAAGUGUGAUGUAUGUCAGACAAAAACAAAUGAAUGUUUGUUCAGCUUGCCAAACCCAUGCAAAAUGACUCUUUUUCGCUGACUUAUGUUCCAUGUUGUCUCUGAAUGCACCAAAACUGCCAAAACAAAAUCAUAGUAGAUGCAGUUGUACCAAUAGAGUGAAUUUUGAUUCUGAAUAAAAUAAAAUGUAAUGAAAUGUAAUCCUGAUGAGUGGGGGGGGGGCUUUUCCCCUCCCCUCUAUAGGUAUAUUUUAUAUAUUUCUGUCUAUAUAUUGUAUUUUCUAGCUGUAUACUGACAAUAAAGGCUUCUUAUUCUGUCCUAUUAAUGUCCCGGUUCAGCGCUGCCCAGAGUGUAACUGAGUAACACACUUAAUCCGCGCUCUCUGGUGACUGAGCGCAGCUUCCUGAUAUCGCAGCGGUGAUGCUUUGGCCAGCAGGGGGCGGCAGAUGACAGACAUUUUAUUAACUCAAAACCUACAGCGGUCCUGAGGUAACUGAGUAAAGAUAAAUAGUAUAAUCAAAAGUUAACUUAGUAAACAUCCAUUAUCUAUACUGCUUCAUCCAUCUGGGUCACAGGGAAGCUGGAGCCAAUCCCAGCAUCUUCGGGCGAGAGGCGGGGUACACCUUGGGCAGGCCGACAGUCCACCACAGGCAAACAGCCACACACACUCCUAUGGACAAUUAAGAGUAGCCAGGUGACCUAACCUGCAUUUCUU